Molecule: messenger RNA, 531 nt
Organism: Abrus precatorius (Indian licorice)
Lineage: Eukaryota; Viridiplantae; Streptophyta; Magnoliopsida; Fabales; Fabaceae
Exons: 1
Coding region: 1-531 (176 amino acids)
Source: RefSeq, a predicted model, not a curated record
AUGGGGUACUGUGAGGAGCACAAGGUGACCUAUGCCACUUACUUGUUGUGUGGUGAAGCGGAAGACUGGUGGAGGUUUGCCGGUCAGACUCUACCACAAGAAGGUGGCUACAUCCAGUGGGAGACCUUCAAGGCGAUCUUCCUAGGGAAUUACUUUCCCCGGGACCUGAAAAAGCAGAAAGCUAAAGAGUUCCUUGAGCUAAAGAAAGGAAACAUGACUGUGGAAGAAUAUGCGGCUAAAUUCCAAGAGCUGAUGAAGUACUGGCCUCACUACUGGCAUGGUGAUGGAGAGGAAGAUUUGUGUUCUCAGUUUGAGAACGGAUUGAGGUCGGACAUCCGAGCUGCAGUCAGUAUAUUUCAACUGACCGACUUGCCCAUUCUGGUGAGCAAGAGUAGGAUUUUUGAAGCUAACACAAGAAAGAAGACAGUAGACACUAGGGGAGCUGGUCCAGUAAGACAUGACAGAAGACCGCUGAAGUUCUCAAAGAGGCCGUAUUUGGGCUCGAACAAUUCUCAAUCCACAGGGCAUUAA